Messenger RNA from Anolis carolinensis (green anole), 2731 nucleotides. RefSeq names its product sphingomyelin phosphodiesterase 1 (gene smpd1). The coding region runs from base 217 to 2034 and encodes 605 amino acids. Gene Ontology annotation, molecular function: acid sphingomyelin phosphodiesterase activity. The record is from RefSeq and is a predicted model, not a curated record. The transcript is spliced from 6 exons. Gene Ontology annotation, biological process: ceramide biosynthetic process; sphingomyelin catabolic process. NCBI's taxonomy places the organism in Eukaryota, Metazoa, Chordata, Lepidosauria, Squamata, Anolidae. Gene Ontology annotation, cellular component: lysosome.
CGGUGCCUGCCUGCCUGCCUUCCUUCCUUCCGGCCUGGCGAGCAGAAGCGGGCCGGGCUAGAUGUCCUCUGGUGGGCCCUCCCUCUGACGGUGGGCCUUGGCCACGCCCUCCCUGCCCGGGAGGAGGCGUGGCCUGGGAGAGGGGCGUGGCCCCGAGGAGAGUCUGCCGUCGCCUCAGCCGGAGACAUUUCGGCUUCUUCCUCGUCGCGGUCGGCCAUGGCGGGCUCGUCCGCGCUCCCUCUGCCGGGGGUCCUCCUCCUCCUCGUCCUCCUCCUCCUCCUCCCCCGGGAGGGCCUGCAGGCCGCGGCCCGCCCGCCUCUCCCCUCCCCUGCCCCGGCCGCCCUUCGGGGGUCCCUUCCCGGCCUGGGCGCCCGCUUCGGGUGGCGGAACCUGACCUGCCCGGCCUGCAAGGCCCUCUUCGUCGCCAUCGACCUCAGCGUCCAGCUGGAGAUGGGAGUGGAGCACAUCCGUCGGCUGGCUGUGGCUACCUGUGAGCGCCUGCGCCUGGCCCGCCCGGAGGUCUGCCAGGAGAUCGUGGGCCUCUUUGAGCACGACCUGCUCACCGCCUGGAUCCGCUCCAUCCUGCGCCCGGCCGAGAUCUGCGGCCUCCUGGUGGGCACUGACUGUGGACACUGGGACAUCUACUCCGACUGGAACGUCACCCUGCCGGACACCCCAAAACCUCCCGUGAAUCCGCCACGUCCCCCGCCCCCCGGGGCCCCCUCCGCCAGGAUCCUCUUCCUGACCGACCUGCACUGGGACCGGGGCUACCUCCCGGGCAGUGAUGCCACCUGCAAGGACCCCCUCUGCUGCCGGGGAGGGGUCAACAGCAGCAGUAGGGAUCCCAGGGCUGGCUUCUGGGGCAGCUACAGCAACUGCGACCUGCCGCUUCACACACUGGAGAACCUGCUGCAGCACCUGAGCCGGGGGGGCCCUUCGGGCGGGGGGCCCUUCGACCUGGUCUACUGGACAGGAGACAUACCGGCACACAACGUCUGGGAGCAGAGCCGUGGGGACCAGCUCGAGGCCCUGCGCACCGUCUCCGCCCUCGUCCAGAAGCACCUGGGGCCACUGCCCGUCUACCCAGCCGUGGGCAACCACGAGUCGGUGCCCGUCAACUCCUUCCCGCCGCCCUUCGUGCCGGGGAACCAGUCCUCCGCGUGGCUCUACGACGCCAUGGCUGAUGCGUGGGCUCCCUGGCUGCCCCCAGAUGCCCUGGAGACCCUCAGGGUGGGGGGCUUCUACACGCUCCCGGUGCUCCCCGGCCUGCGCCUGGUCUCCCUCAACAUGAACUUCUGCUCCGAGGCCAACUUCUGGCUCCUCAUCAACGCCACCGAUCCGGCCGGGCAGCUCCAGUGGCUGGUGGGCGUCCUGCAGAGGGCAGAAGAGAUCGGAGAGAAGGUCCACAUCAUCGGCCACAUCCCCCCUGCCCACUGCCUGCGCUGCUGGAGCUGGAACUACUACCGCAUCAUCAACAGGUUCGAGAGCACUGUGGCCGGCCAGUUCUUUGGCCACACGCACGUGGAUGAGUUUGAGAUGUUCUACGAUGAGGAGACCCUCUCCCGCCCGGUGGGCAUCGCCUUCGUGGCCCCCAGCGUCACCACCUUCAUCGCCCUCAACCCAGGCUACCGUGUCUACGAGGUGGACGGUCCCUACCCAGGCGGCUCCUUCUUAGUGCUGGACCACGAGACCUUCAUCCUGAAUCUGACGGAGGCCAACACCCCGGGGUUGCGGCCGGAGUGGCGCAGGCUCUACGGGGCCCGAGAGGCCUACGGCCUGCGCACCGCCUUCCCUUCUGAGUGGGAACAGCUGCUGAAGCGCUUUGAGGCCGAGGAGCCGCUCUUCCAGCGCUUCUGGUUCCUGAUGUACAAGGGCCACCCGCCCCGCGAGCCCUGCGAGGCGCCCUGCAAGGCAGCCCUACUCUGUGCCCUCCGCACCGGCCGCGCCGACGACCCCCAGCUCUGCCCCACGCAGGCCCAGGCCCUCCCCUUCCCCCAGAUCCAGGCCCUUUGGAGGGGCAAGCGCUUUUGCUAGCCGGACACGGGCCACGUUGACCCAUGCUCGGGACACUGGAGGAGGGACUUGUGGGAUGCAGAGCCGCCUCGCUUUGCUGGAACUUGAGUCACUGUCUUCUCGACCUCGAUUCACAACCUUGCAAAAGAUUUUGGGACAAGAGAGCGUUACUCAGGCCGAAUGGCAGUUCGGGGUGCCGAGAACCCCCCAAAGAAGGAGGGCUGUGGAAGCAUCGGACCAUUCCUCUGACCUGGCUUCAAAUGCAAGGGAGGUGGGGCUAAUCUCAGCUGAUAGCCCCCUCCUCCCAUUUUAUUCCACAGGUCGUGGCCUCCAGCUCUGCACGAAAGCACCCCUUGAAGAGGAGCAGAGAAAGGAGCUAUAGCAGCUCGCAAUCCCAUUGUUUUUGCCUUGCUAGCCCUUCAAAGACAAUACCCCCCCCCCCAAUAUCCCAGGGCUUUCUGGCUCCUUCGUAGCAUCAUCAGAAGAAAAGGGUGACCAGAGGGACAUGCAGCACUUCAUGGACAUCACUCCUCUCCUAGAAGCAUCCCUUGUCCUUGGGAGUGACCAGGGCCGGAGGAAGGCCUAGGUGGGGGGCCAAGGGGCAGCCCCUCCUUAUUUAUUAGCUGUUGCGGGGAGGGGGUUGCACACCCAAGGCCCACUUCCCCCAUAUUUCACCUGCCCCUCGUUUGCAAUAAAGGCCUUUUUGAUUCUGCCUCAA